Nylanderia fulva is the source of this 928-nucleotide messenger RNA. RefSeq names its product mitochondrial ribosomal protein L21 (gene mRpL21). Gene Ontology annotation, molecular function: RNA binding; structural constituent of ribosome. Gene Ontology annotation, biological process: translation. The record is from RefSeq and is a predicted model, not a curated record. NCBI's taxonomy places the organism in Eukaryota, Metazoa, Arthropoda, Insecta, Hymenoptera, Formicidae. Gene Ontology annotation, cellular component: mitochondrial large ribosomal subunit; ribosome.
AUCCGCAAGUAGGGCGCAUCGCUCCCUACUUGCGGAAUAUAUAGUGUGUUUACUUCAAAUCUAAUUUAUAUAAAUAAUUAUUUUUUUUUAUUUAAUGAUCGCCGUUUCGCGGAUAACAAACCGUUUUCCGUGCACUAGAGAUUGACUAUUGAUAUAUAUAUUUUUUGUAUACUUGUAAAUACAUAAAAAAGUGGAAUUACUUGCGCGUGUGUUUUCGAACAAUCGCUGCGUGCGCGAUGGCAACUCUACUUAGUUUUUCAAGACUUUUUUAUUACGCCGCGAGUAAUUGUUUGAGAAGAGUGACACCGAUCGCAAUUUGCAAGCAACACAAUCCGACAUUAAAAUUAUGGGACAUACCAGUAGCAGAAUAUCGGACAGUUAGGCCACCAUGGAUGGCAAAAAUCCCAGAUUACCAAACAGAGGUGCGAGAGUGGGAUGAAGAGAAAGAUAAAAUAUGCGCAGAUGUGACAAAUGAAAUAAAUAAUCAGAUAGCAAUGGAUAGAAUCGGUCGUAUGUUUGCGGUUGUUCAAGUAUGUGGAAAGCAGUUUAAAGUAACAGAAAACGACAUUAUCAUUAUUGAGGGAUUCUGGCCACCAAAUAUAGGCGAUCGUUUGAAGUUGGAGAAAGUGUUGCUCGUCGGCAGCACAGAUUUCACUCUUAUAGGAAGACCGCUCUUAAAUAGAGAAUUGAUCUCGGUGGACGCAACAGUUAUUGAGAAAACUUUAUCUCACACGAAAACUCGCUUCAGGUUUCGACCGAGGAAACAAUAUCGCCGUAUAAACUUUUACAGAAUACAGCAUACAAUGUUGCGAAUUAACUGUAUAAAUAUAAAUGGAAAUAUUGAUGAAAAGAAAGAAGUUGAAGGGUUAGAUAGAGUGUAUUAACAAUAUAAUAUGUAUAUAUAAAUAAAACAAUACAAAGAAGUUUA